AGCUCAGAAACUGCCAGCCGAGAUCACAGUCUCUAGGACUGAAGCAGGAGGAGGGAAAGACUGGAAGGAAGAGAGACAGGUUAGAGGGAAAGAGGCUUGGGAAGAAAACAGCAGGAAAGAAGCCGCUCAUCACACUUCUAGAGAGGCAAAUGAUGCUGGAGAUGAGGACAGAGAAAGACAAAACUAUGAGAGCCAAAAAAUACAAAUAAAACGAAAGAGGAGAAAAUGCCAAGAAGAACAUCCAUCCGGAGAAAUGAAGAGAAUGAAAGUUUUAUGCUGCAGAGCCGUUCUAUGUUUUUCCGGCAAAAAAUUCUCUUGCUGUUUUUAAGCCCUUUUGCAUUUGCCAGCCGUUGACAUUGAGGCAUGUUCAGCGGUGCCAGCAGCGUCUCAUCUUCCUUCUCCUCUUCCUCUUCAUCUUCCUCCUCCUCAUCUUCCUCCACCAUCACCAUCACCACCACCGCCACCACCACCACCUCCUCCUCCUCCUCCUCCCCCUCCUUCUUUUCCUCCUCCUCCUUCUCCUCCCAUCAGCAAGAAGACAAACCGAGGACAGUCUUGAAAUAUCGAAAUUUCCUCCUUGGGAUUUGCCAGCGCCGCGUUGCGCCAAGACUGUCGGAAUAAAGGACGCUGACUAUUGUAUUAUUAUUUUAUUAAUUGGUCAGUGGGAAGAUUACCGAUGAGGAAAGGGGACGCCUGUCACCCUUCCUGCGCUAAGAUUGAAAAAUGAGGCUGAGUUGGGGGAAGCCCUAAAAUGAAGCAAGAGGAAUAAGAUUUUUCAGGACAGAAAGCCACAGGAGCCCCCCACACAGCGCACUUUUAUUUGUUUUUUUUUUUUUUUUUAAGAUUUUUUUUUUUUUUCUGUGGUGGUGGGGGAGGUGAUUGGGUGGCUGACUGGCUGCGGGAAGCUGCUUCCUUUCCCUUUGGAGAUGAUUGUGCUAUUAUUCUUUGCCUUGCUCUGGAUGGUGGAAGGAGUCUUUUCCCAGCUUCACUACACAGUGCAGGAGGAGCAGGAACAUGGCACUUUCGUGGGGAAUAUCGCUGAAGAUCUGGGCUUGGACAUUACAAAACUUUCAGCUCGCAGGUUUCAAACGGUGCCCAACUCGCGGACCCCUUACUUGGACCUCAACCUGGAGACCGGGGUGCUGUACGUGAACGAGAAGAUCGACCGCGAGCAAAUCUGCAAGCAGAGCCCGUCCUGCGUCCUGCACCUGGAGGUCUUCCUGGAGAACCCCCUCGAGCUCUUCCGUGUGGAGAUCGAAGUGCUGGACAUCAAUGACAACCCCCCCUCCUUCCCGGAGCCGGACCUGACUGUGGAGAUCUCUGAGAGCGCCACGCCGGGCACCCGCUUCCCGCUGGAGAGCGCAUUCGACCCAGACGUGGGCACCAACUCCUUGCGCGACUACGAGAUCACCCCCAACAGCUACUUCUCCCUGGACGUGCAGACCCAGGGGGAUGGCAACCGAUUCGCCGAGCUGGUGCUGGAGAAGCCGCUGGACCGAGAGCAGCAAGCGGUGCACCGCUACGUGCUGACCGCGGUGGACGGGGGAGGAGGGGGAGGAGGAGGAGAAGGAGGGGGAGGCGGCGGGGGAGGCGGCCUGCCCCCCCAACAGCAGCGCACCGGCACUGCCCUACUCACCAUCCGAGUGCUGGACUCCAACGACAACGUCCCCGCCUUCGACCAACCCGUCUACACUGUGUCUCUACCAGAGAACUCGCCGCCGGGCACGCUCGUAAUCCAGCUCAACGCCACAGACCCAGAUGAGGGCCAGAAUGGCGAAGUCGUGUAUUCCUUCAGCAGCCACAUUUCGCCCCGGGCGCGGGAGCUCUUUGGACUCUCCCCGCGCACUGGCCGGCUGGAGGUGAGCGGAGAGCUAGACUAUGAAGAGAGCCCGGUGUACCAAGUGUACGUACAAGCCAAGGACCUGGGCCCCAACGCGGUGCCCGCGCACUGCAAGGUGCUUGUGCGAGUACUGGAUGCUAACGACAACGCUCCGGAGAUCAGCUUCAGCACGGUGAAGGAGGCGGUGAGCGAGGGCGCGGCGCCCGGGACCGUGGUGGCCCUGUUCAGCGUGACCGACCGCGACUCCGAGGAGAAUGGGCAGGUGCAGUGCGAGCUGCUGGGGGAUGUGCCGUUCCGCCUCAAGUCUUCCUUCAAGAACUACUAUACGAUCGUGACCGAAGCCCCCCUGGACCGAGAGGCCGGGGACUCCUACACCCUGACCGUUGUGGCUCGGGACCGGGGCGAGCCGGCGCUCUCCACCAGUAAGUCGAUCCAGGUGCAAGUGUCAGAUGUGAACGACAACGCACCGCGGUUUAGCCAGCCGGUCUACGACGUGUAUGUGACCGAGAACAACGUGCCCGGCGCCUAUAUCUACGCGGUAAGCGCCACAGACCGCGACGAGGGCGCCAACGCCCAGCUAGCCUACUCUAUCCUCGAGUGCCAGAUCCAGGGCAUGAGCGUCUUCACUUACGUGUCCAUCAACUCUGAGAACGGCUACUUGUACGCCCUGCGCUCCUUCGAUUACGAGCAGCUCAAGGACUUCAGCUUCCAGGUGGAAGCUCGGGACGCCGGCAGCCCCCAGGCUCUGGCCGGUAACGCCACCGUCAACAUCCUCAUCGUGGACCAGAACGACAACGCCCCUGCCAUCGUGGCGCCCCUGCCUGGGCGCAACGGGACUCCAGCGCGGGAGGUGCUGCCCCGGUCGGCGGAGCCAGGCUACCUGCUGACCCGCGUGGCCGCAGUGGACGCAGACGACGGCGAGAACGCCCGGCUCACCUACAGCAUUGUGCGGGGCAACGAAAUGAACCUCUUCCGCAUGGACUGGCGCACCGGGGAACUCCGCACCGCGCGCCGGGUGCCGGCCAAGCGCGACCCCCAGCGGCCUUACGAGCUGGUGAUCGAGGUGCGCGACCACGGGCAGCCGCCCCUGUCCUCCACUGCCACACUGGUGGUGCAGCUGGUGGAUGGAGCCGUGGAGCCCCAGGGAGGGGGCGGGGGCGGUAGCGGGGGGUCAGGGGAGCAUCAGCGCCCCAGCCGCUCCGGCGGCGCGGAGACCUCGCUGGACCUCACCCUCAUCCUCAUCAUUGCGCUGGGCUCGGUGUCUUUCAUAUUCCUGCUAGCCAUGAUCGUGCUUGCCGUGCGUUGCCAAAAAGAGAAGAAGCUGAACAUCUACACCUGUCUGGCCAGUGACUGCUGCCUCUGCUGCUGCUGCUGUGGCGGUGGGGGCUCGACCUGCUGCGGCCGCCAAGCCCGGGCGCGCAAGAAAAAACUCAGCAAGUCGGACAUCAUGCUUGUGCAAAGCUCCAACGUACCCAGUAACCCGGCCCAAGUGCCGGUGGAGGAGUCCGGGGGCUUUGGCUCCCACCACCACAACCAGAAUUACUGCUACCAGGUCUGCCUGACCCCUGAGUCCGCCAAGACCGACCUGAUGUUCCUUAAGCCCUGCAGCCCAUCGCGGAGUACGGACACUGAGCACAACCCCUGCGGGGCCAUCGUCACCGGCUACACAGACCAGCAGCCCGACAUCAUCUCCAACGGAAGCAUUUUGUCCAACGAGACUAAACACCAGCGAGCAGAGCUCAGCUAUCUAGUUGACAGACCUCGCCGAGUUAACAGUUCUGCAUUCCAGGAAGCCGACAUAGUAAGCUCUAAGGACAGUGGUCAUGGAGACAGUGAACAAGGAGAUAGUGAUCACGAUGCCACCAACCGCGGCCAGUCAGCUGGCAUGGAUCUCUUCUCCAACUGUACUGAGGAAUGUAAAGCGCUGGGCCAUUCAGAUCGGUGCUGGAUGCCUUCUUUUGUCCCCGCGGAUGGACGCCAGGCUGCGGAUUAUCGCAGCAAUCUGCAUGUUCCUGGCAUGGACUCUGUUCCAGACACUGAGGUGUUUGAAACUCCAGAAGCCCAGCCUGGGGCGGAGAGGUCUUUCUCCACCUUUGGCAAAGAGAAGGCCCUUCACAGCACCCUGGAGAGGAAGGAGCUGGAUGGACUGCUGUCUAAUACACGAGCGCCUUACAAACCACCAUAUUUGAAUCAUUUCCAUCCUCUUUCUUAUUUUGUACAUUGGAAAUAAAUCCAUAUAAGCAUUUGUCUGCCAUGUGAGCCUAACAAAGGAAGAUUAUCAAUUAAAAUAUAAAUAGAAUUAUUCAAUGAAAAGGAUUAUCUACCUGGGAUUUUUUUCCUGCCUCAUCAUACUGAAGAUGUGUGGGUCAAAAUUUAAAUGCAUUGAGUUAUAAAGAUAUUGUAAAAAGUCUGGAUUAUAUAAAUUCGAUUGCUUAUAAAUAUCAUUAAACAUUAUUCAACACUCAAUGUGCCAGACUUUUUUUGGGUGAGUCUGCGUCUUCUGAAGUCCUUUUAAUAGGAAUCAGAUAGUGUCAUUUAGAUAAUAGAGCUUGGAAACUGUUUUGUACUCUGAGGUUUAGUGUUUAAGAUUAAAUAAUACUCUCAAAUCAAGACUGAACUUAACAUAAUGUGAGUCAAUUUAAUGUUUCCCAAAGUGUAAUAAAAUCCUGGAAGUUUUGUAUCAAGGUUCAUAAGACUUCCUAAUUACUGCAUUAGUGGCCCCUAAUCACCUACAUCAGUUUAGGUGGGGACAGUAUAGAUGAUUUGGAAACACUGAAUCCCGAAAAUGUAAUUACAUACAAAAGGACACGGAUGAAAACAAAUUAUAAGCUAGAAAUUUUCACAGAUAAAAUUCAGGGGUUUAUUUCUGAUUCGUUAACUGAUACAUUGCAUGAAAUUAUAUUUGUACCUUAUACCUAGGCACAUACUGUAUUCUUUCUCCUGGAGAUAGAUUUCUUUUAACUGUGAGGAUUGAAAAGAGUAUAUGUGAACUUCAUUUCAACAAAUUUUUUAUAAUCUGGCCAGUAGAGUGUUAUUAAAUAAUCAAUGACAAAAAACCCAAAACCAAACCAAACCAAAACAAACCAAACCAAAACAAAACAAAACAAAAACUACCACUGACAGCUUUUAAGUUAUUGAGCUCAACAAUGAGCUUAACAAGUGAUUGUAAAUCCUUUUUCUGUGUUCUGUAGUCAUGAUUCUGUUAUAUGGAUGCAUUUAUGCAUAUAGACAUCCCAUAUAGAAGCAUUAUGUCUUUAAUUUAAUUUAAUUUUUAAUUAUAUCUAUCAGUUACCAGAGAAAGAACAGAGCAUGAUUAUUUAACUAAUGGCUACUUCAGUAUCAGAAACUGUUAAACAUGAGAAUUUGGCACUUUUUGAGAAACAGAUAAGUGGCAAUCGGUUUUGGUCCAUUUCUUUAUUUUUUAAGGUGCUUGUUGUACUUUUUGAGGACCAGUUCACAUUGCACAUUAAAGCAAAAUUGACCUGUAGAGGAAAUAGGUGUCUGUAUUACGAGGAAAACAUUAUUUUUAGUGUUUGCAAAAAUAUUGUAAUGAAUAGGACUUUUUUUCCUCUUUUAAUGUUGCUAUCAGCCAGAAUCCUGUACCAGAUUCCAAGUUACCUGUGCUGGAUAUUUAAUCAUAUAUUUUAUACUUCCUAGAAAAGUGACUUCGUUUGUUAUCAAGUGUCCUAAGGUUUAUAUUUAUGCCAGUCACUAUAUUUCAGCUGAAAGUUGGCCAAUGACUGCAUUAUUCCAUAAAAAGCAUAGUUGUAAAUGUGCUUUUGUUAAAAUCUUCAAAUAAGUGCCUUAAAGAAGAUGAAAAGACCCAGGCCUAGGAGAAAUACAUAAAUAAAGCCAGUAUCAAAUGUAUAUUUCUUGAGUUAAAUUUUGAAUCACCCAGGAUAAAGAAGUAGCUAUGGGGAAGGGUCUGUCUCAUAGCUCACUGAACAUAUCAUUGGGUUUUGUCUCAAAGUACAACACAUGGUAGAAAGUUCGAGUCAACAACGGCAACAGUAGAAUAAGCAUACAUGUUGUCUUGAUGGUAUAUACCUGAUGGUGUACAUAAGAUGAAAUAUCUCACUUGUAGGUUUAAUCAAAAUAGUUUUAGGAAUAGGUCCAUAGAAAGGAAGGUUGAUGUUCUAGUUUGACAGUUGCUAUCAUUUUAUUCUUAGAAAAUGUAUAGAAAAUCUGGAGGCUAACCUGUAAAAUUAGUAUAAAAUGAUGGUACUUGUUUUCCCCACUGUUGAUAAACCUUAUACAAGAACUCGUCCCCUUGCCAGUUACUAAUGGUGUGGGUUUAAGUUUUGUUUGCCAGAGAAAUACUCCUCAGAUGAUUACACUGGAGAGCAUGAAACCUAGUUUUGUUUUGGUAGAUGUAUCUUGAUUCUUGAUUUACCUCAAACGUUUUUUAUGAGAACUAUGGUAACAGAAAACAAUACUGCUCGGAGCUCGUAGAGUUCCACUAAAUUUUACUUUUAAACAUUUUAAAAAAUGAUGGGUAAUUUCAAGCAUAUAAAAUAGA
Acinonyx jubatus (cheetah) is the source of this 6359-nucleotide messenger RNA. RefSeq names its product protocadherin 10 (gene PCDH10). Gene Ontology annotation, cellular component: plasma membrane. The transcript is spliced from 5 exons. Gene Ontology annotation, molecular function: calcium ion binding. Gene Ontology annotation, biological process: homophilic cell-cell adhesion. The record is from RefSeq and is a predicted model, not a curated record. Lineage: Eukaryota; Metazoa; Chordata; Mammalia; Carnivora; Felidae. The coding region runs from base 927 to 4070 and encodes 1047 amino acids.